Messenger RNA from Monascus purpureus, 2122 nucleotides. NCBI's taxonomy places the organism in Eukaryota, Fungi, Ascomycota, Eurotiomycetes, Eurotiales, Aspergillaceae. The record is from the annotation of a GenBank genome assembly.
AUGGAUCCCACCCGCACGGAGUCCAAAGCGGCCGGCCAUGUCUUCGGCGAUGCGGCCGAGGAGGAUCUCACGCUAGAGCAUCUGGGAUACCAGCCGGAGUUCAAGCGGUCGUUCAGCUUCCUGGAUAUGGUCGGAUUCAGCUUCAGCAUUGUCACCUGCUGGACCGCGCUGAGCGGCGUCCUGAUCAUCGGCGUCACGUCUGGCGGGCCCCCGGUCAUGAUCUUCGGGUGGAUUGGGGUCUGCGUCUGCACCGCAACGGUAGCGCUGGCCAUGGCAGAGAUGUGCUCGCGCUGGCCGGUCGCUGGCGGCCAAUAUUCAUGGGUUGCGCUGCUGGCGCCGGGCAGAAUCGCCCGGCUCAUGUCGUAUGUCACCGGCUGGUUCAUGCUGAUGGGUAUUCUGGCCAUGGGCGCGGUCAACAACUCCAUCGCAGCGCAGUUCAUCCUCGGCCAGGCCAAUCUGGUCUUCCCGGAAUACACGAUUCAGCGCUGGCAGGCCGUGCUGGUCGAGUACCUGGUUGCGUUCUGGGGCACGGCUGUCAAUCUCGGCGCUCCUCAUCUGCUCAGCCACCUUUCCCGCGCCAUUCUGCUGUGGAAUCUGCUCUCAUUCAUCGUCAUCACCAUUGUCUUGCUGGCGACGAACGAUCACAAGCAGAGCGGCGCGUUCGUGUUUCGAGAAUUCCAGAACUCGUCGGGCUUUGGUUCCGGCAUGGCCGCCAUCAUCGGGAUUGUCCAGAGCUUCUUCGGCAUGUGCUGCUAUGAUACUCCAGCCCACAUGACGGAGGAGAUGAAGCGUCCUUCGCGAGAUGCGCCCCGUGCCAUCGUCAUGGCGGUUGGACUGGGAGCGGUAACGGGAUUCGUCUUCUUGAUUACCCUCUGCUUCUGCAUUGGCGAUAUUGACACCACGGCCAAGUCCUCCACGGGUGUCCCUGUCAUUCAGAUCUUCUACGACUCGACCAACAGCAAGGCCGGCACCUGCAUCAUGGCCAGCAUGAUCAGCAUCAUCGUGCUCGUGUGCUCCGUGAGCCUGGUUGCAGAGGGAUCCCGGUCCCUCUUCGCCUUUGCCCGAGACAACGGGCUUCCCUUCUCCCAUGUCCUGUCGCGCGUGGAGAAGCGUCGGAAGAUCCCCAUCUAUUCCAUCAUCGUGACCGUCCUGGUGCAGAUGGCCUUUAACUCGAUCUAUUUCGGCACCGAAACCGGGUUCAAUACAAUCAUAACAACAGCAAGCACUGGAUUCUAUGCCUCGUACGGUCUGACCCUCCUGGCACGCCUGCUGGGAUACUUUUUCGGGGGGGAUGCCGUCUCAUUCACCGGUCCCUUCUCCUUCUCGUUGCCCGUUUCCCUUUCGCUCAACGCGUUCGGUUUCCUCUUCCUGUCCUUCGCUUUCAUCACCUUCAACUUCCCCGAGGAGUCCCCGGUCAACGAAGAGAGCAUGAACUACACCAGUGCAGCCAUCGGCAUUAUUGGUCUCCUGGCCAUGGCGACAUGGUUUACCACUGCUCGCAAGCGGUUCACUGGUCCUUCCGAGGUACGGGGUCUCGUUGUGCAGGGGGUUGCUGUCCCACCGGCCGCAGCAGAGAAUGAGCCAACGCCGGAGAAGAAGCAGUAGGAGGGCUAUAAUAGACCGAAGCGCGUUGAACUGCCUACUUUUCUCUAGUCUCCUGUCCAUAGUUUCGCGCCAUGGGUUUAAAUUUGUAUGGAUUGUGCAACUAAAAGCUACCGAGUGUCUAUAUCUAUAUAUCUUUACGAGCAUGCAUGCUAUAUUUGGUCCUAAGCGUCUUGCCGAACUGGACCUCUGGUCAGCAACAAGUAAUAGCAGAUAUCUGCGUGCAGACAGCACUCACCCCGUACAGCGCGAACGGUAUCGGAAUGAACACGACAGAUAUGAAACCCAAAGUAGAGCUUGCCCAACCCACACCAAGGUUCUUAUACAUCGCCGACGCAAAGAGCGGGAACCCGGUCCCGAACAAAGCACGGAAGAGGUUGUUCCCUGCCAGAACAGAAGCGGCGUAUAACGGAUACGCGUCGGCUAGAUAGUUGAAAAUAGAGAUGAAGAGGAGAAACGCACCGACGGAGAAGAACCCGGAACCGACGAUCGGGACGAUCCAAUGGAUACUUGGUCUGGC